CUGUAAAAUGGAAGGCCGAUUCCAAGAUACAUUCCUUGAUUCUCUUUGUUAUGUUAGUGAACAUGUUGGUUUUUAUGGAGCCAUCAAACAUUCUCCAGCUGACUUUGUUGUCACAGAGAUUCAUGUCACUGGUCAUCUAGUUACAGUGGAUCACACUCAAGAACCUGAAGACAAACUGACAGAUAAUGAUAAUGAACCUCAGUAUAAAAAACAGAAGGCUGACCUAGAAGAUGUUGAAGGUAAAACCAUACCAGGACAGGCUGAAUGUAAAGGUGAAUAUGAACCAGUGAGGGAGAAUGUGGAUGAUGCCUCUGAGGCCCUUGCUGCUUCGGACUGUGAAGCAGGAUUAUACAAUUUACUUAAUCUUGUGCUGAGUAUAGAUGUGCAAAAAGCUUUACUCAACUUUGCCAACUCAGUAAAAUCUGCUUUUGAAUCCCAAGUGGAAAGAUGUGAGUUAUGUGAACUAUCCUUGGGCUUCUUUUCCAAUAAAGAUGACAGAGCCAUCGUUCACAGUGCUGUGCGACAGACAUUCCCAGUCCUGGUAACAUUCACCAAAAACUCAGAGCUCCUAGUUAAACCAAACCUGGAUUACCAAGAGCUUUCCCGGCUCACGUCCGAAGAGGAAGCAGGCAAAUUCUUUACAUUUUUAGAUGCAAAAGUCCAAAACUCUACAUUUACAUUUCAACCAGAUGUGAGUAAAGAACACAGGACAUCUGUGCAUCAUUUCAUCAGCAGGAAAUUCGGGAAGCUAGUAGAAACCAAAUCUUUUUCCGAGAAAGGUAUUGAUGGAGUGCAGAGAGUCUCCAUAACUGUGAGGUUCAGAGAGAAAAAGAGCUCCUCCGGGAAGAGGCAGAGAACAGAAGAACAGUCUGAAAUAUUUACAGCAUUUACCCUAGAGAAGGAGAACCUGGAAACACUAGAGGCUAUCAGCUACCUGUCAUCUGUGCUUGGUGUGCUCCCAUCAGACUUCAGUUAUGCUGGAAUUAAAGAUAAGAAAGCCAUUACUUAUCAGUCUAUGGUUGUCAAGAAAGUGACUCCAGAGAGAAUGCAGAAAAUUGAAAGCUCCCUUGGAAAAAGAGGUAUAAAAAUACAAAAUGUACGUCCUGCAAAGUGUCAUAUACAUCUUGGACAGCUUUCUGGUAACCAUUUCACACUAAUUGUGAGAAAUAUUAGAAAUCACAGUGGUGACCCUUCGGAGAAUUUGCAUCACAGAAUUGAAGAAGCAGUGCACAGUGUCAAGGAAAGAGGAUUUCUAAACUAUUAUGGACCUCAAAGAUUUGGAAAAGGGCAGAACAUGCAAUCACAGGAAGUUGGAUUAACUUUGCUAAAAGAAGAAAUGGCACUUGCAGUAAAAUUAUUCUUCACACCAGAAGACUGUGAUGAUCCAGUAAACAAAGCAAAAAGAUACUUUUUUGAGUCAGGGGAUGCUAAAGGUGCUCUUGCAUUGAUGCCCGAAUUUAAAGUACGAGAAAGGAUGAUGCUCCGGGCUUUAAAUAGAUACGGAAUGAGUGACGAGGGAUAUGUACGAAGUUGGCUCAGUAUUCCACAUUCAAUGCGCAUCUUCUACAUCCAUGCCUAUUGCAGCAAAAUCUGGAACGAAGCCGCAUCUUACCGAAUUGCAACUUAUGGUUUGAGGGUUGUGGAAGGAGACUUGGUAUUAUGCUGUAAGGAUGAGAAUACAAAAUCUUCACUAUGUGAUAGAGUUCAUACUGUCACAGCCACAGAAGAGGCAGAAAAUGUAUAUUUAAUGAACCAGGUAGUUCUUCCAAUGCCAGGUCACAGUAUUAAGUAUCCUUCAAAUCAGGUUGGUCAUUGGUAUAAGGAGGCUCUAGCCAAAGCUGGUCUGCAGCUUUGUAAAUUUCGAGUUGGCCCACUGCAGCUGAAUAUCCCAGGGUGCUACAGGCAUAUAUUGAAAUACCCACGCAACUUGUCUUAUGAACUUUUUGAAGAAGAUGAUGUCCAAAAUCAAGACAAGGAAAAAUGGACAAAACCUGAGAUUGUACAACCAGCAAAUCCAUUAUUAAAGCUGUCCUUCGAAUUAGAUUCAUCCUGCUAUGCUACUGUUUGUCUUAGAGAGAUGAUGAAAUGUAACUUUUGAUUCUCUUAGGGGAGGUUGUGCUAUUGCAUAUUAUGUAUAUAGAAAAUAAAGUAUUAUGAAAAUGUAAUUGUGAAAGCUGAAUUCCAGGCAAACUAAUAAAUGAAGGCACAAUGAAAAAUGCU
This is a messenger RNA of Nanorana parkeri, 2220 nucleotides long. It is a transcript of the gene PUS7L, whose product is annotated as pseudouridylate synthase 7 like. Lineage: Eukaryota; Metazoa; Chordata; Amphibia; Anura; Dicroglossidae. Bases 8 to 2098 code for a protein of 696 amino acids. Gene Ontology annotation, molecular function: pseudouridine synthase activity; RNA binding. Gene Ontology annotation, cellular component: nucleus. The transcript is spliced from 8 exons. The record is from RefSeq and is a predicted model, not a curated record. Gene Ontology annotation, biological process: pseudouridine synthesis.